ACCUCGCCGCUUUACAUUAUAGCGCGAAAAUUCACACCGUACGAUAGUCCACCGUGUCUCGGAAGUUUAUUAACGUAUAUUUUGUUUAUUUUUUUUUUAAUAAAAAUGAAGCUGUGCCCCGUGAUAUUUAUUAUUGGAUUUCUUUUCUUCAGCGUGGAAGGAGCACCAUUCGAUCAAAAUGAAAUUAAUGCUGCUGCGGCUAACGGCGAUUGGGAAACUUUCCAUCGCCUAUUGAGUCAAGGAUUCGAUUUCAAACCAAAUUUUGACAGCAUCAGAAGCUUGCAGCCUGAUGGGCCGGACUCGAAAGUGUAUGGAGAAGCUCAGUAUAGCUUCCAUUCGUAUUCUAACGUGAACGGACAGCAGAGUGAGCAGCGAGGCGGUCGUAGGAUCAUCAACAAAAAUGGAGUGGUCGAAGAAUAUGAGUUACCUUGAUUUUGACACUUUUUAACAUGCUGACCUUAUUUCAUAAUAAUGUUAAGAGAAUAUAUUAUAUUUUUAACGAUGUUUAUCAUAAAGUUACAGCUGCAAAAAUUAUAAUACAAUUGAAAUAAUUUAAUAGCAAAAAUACAUUUGAAAAAAAUAUUCAAAAACAUAACGAUUAAUUAAUAGUUCACUGCAAUCAAUUAUUUUAUACCAUUUAUAGUGUCUAAAUUAAAAGUAUGAUUUUAAAUUUAGUGUAGAAAAUUAUGAAAUAAAAAUUAAUCAAUAGAUUUAAGACGUGUUUGUUAUUUACAUAAGCUGUGAUUUUCGUUGUAAGUUCUAAAUAAAUCAUUUUGCAAAAGUA
Messenger RNA from Papilio polytes (common Mormon), 784 nucleotides. RefSeq lists its product as uncharacterized. The coding region runs from base 106 to 432 and encodes 108 amino acids. The transcript has 4 exons. The record is from RefSeq and is a predicted model, not a curated record. Lineage: Eukaryota; Metazoa; Arthropoda; Insecta; Lepidoptera; Papilionidae.